CUGUUUGUGAGAUGACAACACGUGCCAGAAAAGUCAAAACAUUUGAAUGCGGCUUUUAUCACAUUGCAUUUAGUUUACAUUUCUGCCUAGCAAUUUCCUUAAAAUUUGUCUCAAGAUCUUAUUAACAACAAAAAAUGACACAGUUUAAAUCUCUAAAUACGAAAAAGUACAUUAAGACCGGGAAGGUUGUCACACCCGACACCCUAUACUGGAAGCAAUUAAGUGUGCCAACCCUAGUAAAAGAAUUUGGUGCCAUUGACUAUGUAGACUUCAGUCCUAUAGAGCCCCAUUACUUUGCUGUGACCUGCUCGGUGCGUGUACAGAUUUACAAUCCUAUCACAAAAUUGGUGGUGAAAAAUUUGUCGCGCUUUCAAGAGACUGCUUACGGAGGCACAUACAGACAAGAUGGAAGUUUGCUGGUAGCUGGCGAUGAGCAAGGUUUGGUGAAACUCUUCGACCCGUCCAGCAAAAACGUGCUGCGUUUAUUUAAAGGGCACAAGGCGCCAGUACAUCGCGCACAAUUUACACAAGAUCUCGUGCAUAUUGCCAGUUUUUCGGACGAUCGUAGCGUGAAAAUAUGGGACAUUGCCACCGAGAAAACUUUACAUACAUUUGCCGAACAUGAGGAUUAUGUGCGUGCAGGUGCCAUAAACCCCAAGUCCACAGAUACACUAAUAUCGGGUGGUUAUGAUGGAAAAAUUAAGAUGUAUGACAUACGUACAAAAGAAGUGUCAUUUAGCAUUGAUCAUGGCAGUCCAGUUGAGUCAUUGCUUUUUCUGCCAACGGGCGGUAUAUUCAUUAGCGCAGGCGGUACCGAAAUGCGUGUUUGGGAUGCCUUUGCUGGUUGCCGGCUUUUAACAAAAGUAUCACAACACCACAAAACAAUAACAAGCUUGCGACUUGGUUCCAAAGGCAAACGUAUAUUGUCUGGCAGCUUGGAUCGUCAUGUAAAGAUUUAUGAUGUUGCAACAUACAAAACUGUACACACACUUGACUUUCCCAAUGCCGUACUAAGUCUUGCUGUGGCGCCGGGUGAUCAAACUGUUGUGGCUGGCAUGGUUGACGGCCUAGUUUCAAUACAGAACAUGGAAAUCCACCGCAAAAAGAGUGGAAAAGGCAAAGGGCCGACUGACCUCAGUCGGCGACGAGUGACUUCGCUGAAAAUAGAUCAUGUGGUAAGUGAUACACGGCUGCCCAAAUUAGAGAAAUAUGAUCAGCUUUUGCGUAAAUAUGAAUACGUAAGAUGCAUGGAUCUUGUGAUGUCCCGGUUUUACGCGCAGUCCAAUCCGGAAAUAACAAUCAGUGUUAUGCAAGAGCUGAUACACCGCAAGGGUUUACAUCGUGCGUUGGCGGGACGCAGCCAUAAAUUUCUUUCGCAACUAAUUUCGUUUAUAUGUCGCUACAUCGGCGAAUAUCGAUUUAUGCGUAUACUGAUUGAUGUUGCAGCGGCGUUACUGGAUAUCUAUGCGGCAACCUUCCAUGAAUUUACGGGUGAAUUGGGAAAAGAUUUCAUAAGACUUGCGGGUGUGUUGCGACGUGAAAUUAACCUGACAUACGAUUUGCUGGAAUUACAAGGCGGUUUAGAACUACUCGAAACUGCUGCCGCAGGAGGGGAAAGCAAUGACGAUUAUCAUCGAUUUGUGAAAGGUGAAAGUGACCAACUAAAACAAUCUGCUCAAGCAAAGGAGUCCUCUAUUUUAACUGUAUAGCAACUGGAUUCGUUCAAAAAGUGAGAGGUGUCUUAUAAUAAUAUAGAUUAAAGCUUCAAUUAUUUUUCUAAUAUUGUACAAAUGUAUUUUAAAUAAAUAGAUAAGUAUUUUAAAUUCA
This is a messenger RNA of Anastrepha obliqua, 1827 nucleotides long. RefSeq names its product U3 small nucleolar RNA-associated protein 15 homolog. The transcript is spliced from 2 exons. The record is from RefSeq and is a predicted model, not a curated record. Gene Ontology annotation, molecular function: protein binding. The coding region runs from base 135 to 1709 and encodes 524 amino acids. NCBI's taxonomy places the organism in Eukaryota, Metazoa, Arthropoda, Insecta, Diptera, Tephritidae. Gene Ontology annotation, biological process: positive regulation of transcription by RNA polymerase I; rRNA processing. Gene Ontology annotation, cellular component: nucleolus.